AUGUCACAAAUAUCUAAACAACAAUCAAGCCAUGAAGAUAAACAACAAGAUGAACCUAAAAUACCAAGACAACCAUCUAAAAUGACUUCCAAAAAGAGCGCAAAAUAUCAUUUAUUCCGAAAUCGUCCAACUUAUCACAAUCCCAGACGACAACGAAUGCAAAUUCCAUCACGAGUUGAUUCAUCUUCACGUUUUCAACGAGUUCAAAAAUCACACAUUUCUCAAAAGCCAACUCUUAUACAAACAACACCUUCGCAAGGACAAUUUCCAACUCCAAAUAUUCGUGAUUUACCUCCUCAGGCUACUUUACCAUUGCCUGGAUAUGAUCCAAAUUUUAAUGUGACACCAGUUCGCUUCUCUCUUCCACCUCAACUACCAUCUGGUAUAACUGGUGCACCACCAUCUGGACAAUAUCUACCAUUUCAACAAGCACCAAAACCUGGUUCAUUGCCAAGUGUUUCAACUUCUACCACUACUACUACUUUUACACCAACAUUACCAGCUGCAUCUGCAUUUCAGCAAAAUUUAAUUACACAACCACAAUUAUCAGAAUCAGAUUAUGCAGUAAAUACGCAAAAUGGAAUUCCUUCACAUUCCAGUUAUCAAACAACAAUUAUUAGUGAACAAAUUGAUGAAGUGCGCGAAUUUACUCCACAAUUUGCAUUUCCAGUUGCGCGUUUAUUUGGUGGCUUAUUUGUUCACAACAAUGAAGAGUCUCAUUAUGUCACAACUACUUCAAUGCCUAUUGUAAUGUGA
Brugia malayi is the source of this 756-nucleotide messenger RNA. RefSeq lists its product as uncharacterized. The transcript is spliced from 6 exons. The record is from RefSeq and is a predicted model, not a curated record. Lineage: Eukaryota; Metazoa; Nematoda; Chromadorea; Rhabditida; Onchocercidae. Bases 1 to 756 code for a protein of 251 amino acids.